CGACGCCGACAUGGAUAUAGGAAGACAUGCGCAUCAACGAGCAUACUGCUGUCUCGACGACGAAAGUCCUUCUAGUGCCAUACUCGGCGCACCACGUACCAAAGUAUCAUGAAUGGAUGAAGGAUCCUGAUAUCCAAGAAGCCACAGCUUCCGAGCCUUUGAGUCUCGAAGAGGAAUAUGCAAUGCAACGAAGUUGGCGUGCCGACGCAGAUAAAAUGACCUUCAUUAUCUGCCUUCCGGCGUCCGACCACCAACUCGGGACUCCAGCAAUCCGCGAUGCAGCACUUGAUAUACCGUCCAUGAUCGGGGAUGUCAAUUUGUUCAUAUCUACGGCCGAAGACGAAGAGGGAGCAAGCAGCCAGGUUGUAGCCGAGCUCGAGCUCAUGAUCGCCGAGCGAAGCGAACACAGGAAAGGCUAUGGGCGUGGCGCACUACUCGCUUUCCUGGCAUACAUCAUCAGGCACGAGAUGGAUGUAUUGCGGGAGUUUAAUGCUGGUCAGGACUCUGCUGUUGGGUCCCCAUCUCAAUUCGACCAUCUAGCCGUGAAGAUCGGCCAAACUAAUCACGGCAGCAUCGCACUCUUUGAGGGUUUGGGUUUUCGCAAAACGAGCGAGGAGCCUUCAUAUUUUGGAGAGUACGAGCUGCGUUUGAGCAGGGCUGCGGUUCAUGCGCUGGUGACCAGUAACGGCUCUGGCACGCCGUCGCUGGAUGGGUAUAUGGAGGUCGAGUAUUUAUAUCGCGCUGGGAAUGUAGAUAUGGAUACUUGAGGCUAGCUGCCCUGAAUGCAAGAAGUAGGGACAACUUGCGAGAACUGAACACAUUACUGCAUUCUCAAAGCAUCGAUAAUGAUUUAUUUCCUGGUCAAGACCAGCACAUGCUUUAGUUUCUAUACACUUUUUUCAUCAAGCAUGCGCCUUUGCACAUUCUGAGUUCAUAUGCACGAAUGUUUCUAGGUUGAUUGCUG
Messenger RNA from Exophiala viscosa, 964 nucleotides. Its product is annotated as DNA polymerase delta subunit 2. Gene Ontology annotation, molecular function: N-acetyltransferase activity. Lineage: Eukaryota; Fungi; Ascomycota; Eurotiomycetes; Chaetothyriales; Herpotrichiellaceae. The transcript has 3 exons. The record is from RefSeq and is a predicted model, not a curated record. Bases 27 to 767 code for a protein of 246 amino acids.